UUGGCUGCCGGAGCCUCGUCACAAGGUCAAAGGGCCUCUCUGUGUGCGUGUCAUGGAGGGCAGCCAGCAGCAAAGCUUCUCGUUGCGUGCUGCGUUUGCUUGCAGCAAGCAAUCAGUGGAGCACAAGUUUCCCGCAAGUAAAAGCAUUUUCCCCUGGAUGAAAGAAUCCAGACAAGCCAAGCUCAAACCCGACAGGAGACGUACAGACCUUGGAAGUCCCACCAGCACCAGCGACUCUCCCAGCUCCAGCACGCCGGCGUGCAAGCGCACUCGCACGACGUACACCAGCGCACAGCUGGUGGAGCUGGAGAAGGAGUUCCACUUUAGUCACUACCUCUGCAGGCCACGCCGGCUGGAGAUGGCCGGCCUGCUCAAUCUGGAGGAGCGGCAGAUUAAGAUCUGGUUCCAGAACCGCCGGAUGAAGCAGAAGAAGGAUGAGAGGCUCCUCCAGCAUGCCUCCGCCUCGCCCUCCUCACCCAGCUCAUCGCCCUCCGCCUCGGGCAGCCCCACUCUGUCCAGCCUGGGCUACGUGCACUUGGGCGGGGACUACCAGUCGACCUCACUUCGGCUGGAGUCCCAGCAGCAGUGGUACGAAUAUCCCGCUCCGAGCAUGACGAUUGACACACACUACGACACGCAUAGCACCGCUCAGGCGCAGAACCCAAACGAAGAUUUUCAUUAUUCGUGCAGCCCUCAUGACAGAAUCAUGCACGCUCCAAAACUCACGCAUUUGUAAUUGUACUUUCAUAUACAUGCAUGCACUUUUAAUAUUAGCUAUUAUUGUAGCAGCAUUAGACAUGGAUGGGGCAAUUAUCAAUGUGAUACAAGAACGAGCCCCCCCCCCCCCUAG
This is a messenger RNA of Syngnathus typhle (broad-nosed pipefish), 850 nucleotides long. RefSeq names its product homeobox protein Hox-D3-like. Gene Ontology annotation, cellular component: nucleus. Gene Ontology annotation, molecular function: RNA polymerase II cis-regulatory region sequence-specific DNA binding; DNA-binding transcription factor activity, RNA polymerase II-specific. Lineage: Eukaryota; Metazoa; Chordata; Actinopteri; Syngnathiformes; Syngnathidae. The record is from RefSeq and is a predicted model, not a curated record. The transcript is spliced from 2 exons. Gene Ontology annotation, biological process: regulation of transcription by RNA polymerase II. The coding region runs from base 53 to 736 and encodes 227 amino acids.